Molecule: messenger RNA, 652 nt
Organism: Spizellomyces punctatus DAOM BR117
Lineage: Eukaryota; Fungi; Chytridiomycota; Chytridiomycetes; Spizellomycetales; Spizellomycetaceae
Product: histone H2A
Exons: 7
Coding region: 28-537 (169 amino acids)
Cellular component (GO): nucleosome
Molecular function (GO): structural constituent of chromatin; protein heterodimerization activity; DNA binding
Source: RefSeq, a predicted model, not a curated record
UAUUGCAACGAGCAGUACCAUACAAUCAUGUCGUCAACUCCGUCCAUGCAGAAAGGGCGUACAAUGGUCGAGACUGUCAAGGAAGCUGCCAGUCUCCUUGCUAAAAGCGGUCGUCCUAGGGGGCCCCGCACUCCGCGUGGCAAAAUGACGAGCCGGUCUGCGAAAGCUGGACUUCAAUUUCCUGUUGGUCGCAUCAACCGAUUGCUGAAGAAAGGUCGUUAUGCUCCACGUAUUGGCAGUGGUGCCCCUGUGUAUCUCGCAGCAGUCCUGGAGUACCUUACAGCUGAGGUUCUUGAGCUCGCUGGAAACGCAGCCCGUGAUAACAAAAAGACUCGCGUUAUCCCUCGUCAUUUGCAACUCGCCAUUCGUAACGAUGAUGAGUUAAACAGACUUCUUUCCAAUGUUACAAUUAGCCAGGGGGGUGUCCUCCCCAAUAUCCAUUCGGUGCUCUUACCCAAAGGUCGUACUGCAAAGGGAGUGGAAGAUAUAUCCAAGUCCUCUACGGGAGGAAAGACCGGCAGGAGUGCACGCCAAUAGCGAUAGGGAUUCGGCUAUGCAGGUAAAUGUAAAGGAUUCCCUAGCACUGUCCUCUGGUAGCAGAUUAUGCAUGUCGGAAAUAAGCUGUGAUCAUGAUUAGGUCAGAAUACAUCCU